This is a messenger RNA of Sceloporus undulatus (fence lizard), 2057 nucleotides long. RefSeq names its product glycerol-3-phosphate dehydrogenase 1 (gene GPD1). The record is from RefSeq and is a predicted model, not a curated record. Gene Ontology annotation, biological process: carbohydrate metabolic process; glycerol-3-phosphate catabolic process. The transcript has 8 exons. Lineage: Eukaryota; Metazoa; Chordata; Lepidosauria; Squamata; Phrynosomatidae. The coding region runs from base 112 to 1164 and encodes 350 amino acids. Gene Ontology annotation, molecular function: protein homodimerization activity; NAD binding; glycerol-3-phosphate dehydrogenase [NAD(P)+] activity. Gene Ontology annotation, cellular component: glycerol-3-phosphate dehydrogenase (FAD) complex; cytosol.
GGGGCGUCGAGGGGAGGCAGGGCCCCGGGCUUCUCUCUCUAUAUAUAUAUAUGCCUCCCUCUCUCUGCCUUGGCCAGCAGCAAGGAGGGAAGGAGGAGGCAGGUGCUGAGGAUGGGAGGCGGCAAGAGAGUCUGCAUCGUGGGCUCCGGCAACUGGGGCUCAGCUAUUGCCAAGAUUGUGGGUAGCAAUGCAGCCAAACUGGACAGGUUUGACACUACUGUAAACAUGUGGGUGUUUGAAGAGGAGGUUGGCGGAAAGAAACUCACUGAGAUCAUCAACACGCAGCAUGAAAAUGUCAAGUAUUUGCCGGGCCACAAGUUGCCACCCAACGUGGUGGCAGUGCCAGAUAUUUUGAAGGCCUCAGAGGGUGCUGACAUCCUUUUGUUUGUAGUGCCACACCAGUUCAUCGGAAAACUCUGUGACCAGCUGAAAGGCCACAUCAAGAAGGAUGCAAUCGGGGUCUCCCUCAUCAAGGGGGUGGACGAAGGCCCUGAUGGGCUGAAGCUGAUAUCAGACAUCAUCCGGGAGCAGCUAGGCAUCGAAAUGAGCGUGCUAAUGGGGGCCAACAUUGCCAACGAGGUGGCAGAGGAAAAGUUCUGUGAAACCACCAUUGGCUGCAAGAACCUAGAAUAUGGACAGAUUUUGAAGGAGCUGAUGCAGACUCCCAAUUUCCGAAUCACAGUGGUGCAAGAGGCAGACACCGUGGAGAUCUGUGGUGCCCUCAAGAACGUUGUGGCUGUUGGGGCUGGCUUUUGUGAUGGGUUGGGCUUUGGAGAUAACACCAAGGCUGCUGUCAUCCGUCUGGGUCUGAUGGAGAUGAUUGCCUUUGCCAAACUCUUCUGCAAGGGCAGUGUCACUUCUGCCACCUUCCUGGAGAGCUGUGGGGUUGCAGAUCUUAUCACCACCUGCUAUGGGGGCCGUAAUCGCAAAGUGGCUGAAGCGUUUGCUAAGACUGGCAAGUCUAUCGAGCAACUGGAGAAGGAGAUGCUCAAUGGGCAGAAGCUGCAGGGCCCUCAGACUUCAGCAGAACUGAACCACAUCCUCAAGCACAAGAAUCUGGUAGACAAGUUCCCACUCUUCACUGCUGUCUACGAGAUCUGUUACAAUGGCAAACCUGUCACCGAGUUUAUCACAUGCCUGCAGAACCAUCCAGAACACAUUUGAUUGGUGUUGAGUCUUGUUCCAGUGAGCAAGCGGGUAGGAAGAUAUCUCUAUUUGCUAUCACAUCAACAUGAGGAGAGGGACCUAAUAUGGAGUUCUGGACAACCAGGAGAGGCUACAAGCAUAGGAUCCACCGUGGUCACCAAAUGUGGAAUUGCUGGAUCAUUGACCAGGGAUCCCUGCCAUUUACCAGUCCUGCCUUUGAUGUCCACCAAAUUGCCUCAGCUCAUCCAUUCUCCAUCUUGGUUCUUGCUAAUUUGGACUAUCACCUUUCCUGGUCCCUGCAGCAAGCAAAGUUUUUGCUUUGAUUUUUUUCUUCUAUGUGCAAAGAAAUAAUUCCUCCAUCCUAGCUCUUUUCUGCUCCAUUCCUCUGCCUUAAUUUCAACUUCUCCAGCUGUGGAUUCAGGUUUGAUCCUGUUGGGUUUGCCUGCCUUAAAGGUUUAUUAAAUUCCAUAUCUGUCAGUGGGAAGGAGGAGCAAAUACUGUCCCCACCCUUACUGGCCAGGCAUGGAGCUUAGGAAGCUUCCAGCAUUAUUAAGAAUAGCACUUUGUAAUGGUAAUUUUCAAAGAAGUAGCCAUGUCAGUCUCUUGCAGCAUAAAAAGGAGGAGAGGACAGGAGAAAGGGGGGAAAAGUAAAUGUGGCAGCACCUUUAAGCCUAACUGGUUUUUAUUUUCACAUGAGCUUUCGUGGAUACAAAUCUACAUCUUCAGAUGCAGUACUGAAUCCUCUUUUCUUCUCCUUCCUUUAUCCUUUUUAAACUUACUAAUGGGUUUCCUAUCUCUCUCUUUAUAAAUAAAGAGGCUUGACCUAAUCAUCCCUGGUAUCUAUGUAAUUGGUAACUGUAGCCAUUAAUGUGAAUAUUGUAUUUUGGAAGAAUAAAUACUUAAGUGAAAAA